This is a messenger RNA of Ceratitis capitata (Mediterranean fruit fly), 1629 nucleotides long. It is a transcript of the gene Nle, whose product is annotated as protein Notchless. The transcript is spliced from 3 exons. NCBI's taxonomy places the organism in Eukaryota, Metazoa, Arthropoda, Insecta, Diptera, Tephritidae. Gene Ontology annotation, molecular function: protein binding. Gene Ontology annotation, cellular component: nucleolus. The record is from RefSeq and is a predicted model, not a curated record. Bases 78 to 1535 code for a protein of 485 amino acids. Gene Ontology annotation, biological process: Notch signaling pathway; ribosomal large subunit assembly.
UACAGCACGUGUAUAUUUAUUGUUGACAAUCGCUUCAUUCAUUAACCGGGUUUGUUGUGCACUGUGUUUUAUUAAAAAUGUCCAAACGACAAAAAUUGGAAAAUGAUGAUCCAAUUGACGAUGGGCGCACCGUACAGGCUAGACUUGUAUCAGAUGCUGGAGAAGAAGCGGGACCUCCAAUCGAUUUGCCAAUAUCAGUAACAGUUGAACAAUUAGGCCUAAUAUGUAAUGCGUUGCUAAAAAAUGAAGAACCAACACCGUAUCUGUUUUUUGUGGGCGAUGAUGAGAUUAAGAAAACACUUCACAGUACAUUGGACUUAAAUUCUAUAGACACAGAAAAUGUUAUCAAAAUUAUUUAUCAACCUCAGGCUGUGUUUAAAGUACGCCCAGUCACUCGAUGUACAAGUUCCAUGCCAGGCCACGCAGAAGCUGUCAUAUCAAUAAGUUUUAGUCCUGAUGGUGAACAUUUAGCAAGUGGUUCAGGUGAUACCACCGUUCGCUUAUGGGAUCUGUCAACAGAAACGCCACAGCACACAUGCGCGGUGCACAAGCAAUGGGUGAUGUGUGUUGCUUGGUCGCCUGAUGGCAAAAAAUUAGCUAGUGCUUGUAAAGCGGGUAAUAUUAUACUAUGGGAUCCUACGGAUGGUAAACAAAUGGGACGUACCCUGACUGGUCAUAAAAAAUGGAUAAAUUGUUUAAGUUGGGAGCCAUACCAUCAGAACCCCGACUGUCGUCGUUUAGCCAGUGCAGGUACUGAUGGUGAUUGUCGUAUUUGGGAUACCGUACUUGGUCAGUGUGUAUUAAAUAUAGCUGGUCACUCAAGUGCAGUAACUGCCGUGCGAUGGGGAGGUUCCGGGCUUAUCUAUACAUCUUCCAAAGAUCGCACAGUAAAAAUGUGGCGUGCCGAUGAUGGCGUGCUCUGUCGAACAUUUUCUGGACAUGCCCACUGGGUUAACAACAUAGCUCUUAAUACUGAUUAUGUUUUACGAACGGGUCCUUUUCAUCCGGUUACUGAUCGUAGAAAGAAAUAUGUGGAUAUUGACAAAAAUGAACUGAAGGAAAUGGCUUUGCAAAGAUACAAGAAGGUUUGCCCUGAUGGAGUGGAGUCCUUGGUUUCAUGCUCGGAUGAUUUUACUCUUUACCUGUGGUGUUCCAAUCAAAAUAAAUGUAUAGAACGUAUGACAGGACAUCAAAAUGUUGUCAAUGAUGUUAAGUAUUCACCCGAUGUUAAGCUGAUUGCAUCUGCCUCUUUCGACAAAUCUAUUCGUUUAUGGCGGGCUCAAGAUGGAAAAUUUAUAACUACAUUCAGAGGACAUGUUCAAGCGGCAUAUACGCUAGCUUGGUCGGCAGAUUCACGCUUGUUAGUAAGUGGAAGUAAAGAUUCAACUCUGAAAGUAUGGAGCGUUCAGACGAAAAAGUUAGCCCAAGAAUUACCCGGUCAUGCAGAUGAGGUCUUUGCAGUGGACUGGGCUCCAGAUGGAACGCGGGUUGCGUCCGGUGGCAAGGACAAGGUGGUGAAAUUGUGGGCCUAUUAAAAAAUAGAUAUGCCUAUUCUCAAAUGAGGUAUAUAUUGUUAUUAGCCAUCUUAUUGGAAUAAAAAAUAUUCAUUUUAUAUUUUGAAAUCGCUAA